Molecule: messenger RNA, 2859 nt
Organism: Naegleria fowleri
Lineage: Eukaryota; Heterolobosea; Eutetramitea; Acrasida; Naegleriidae
Exons: 1
Coding region: 1-2859 (952 amino acids)
Molecular function (GO): FAD binding
Source: RefSeq, a predicted model, not a curated record
AUGCCACUUGUCACACACACAAGCACUGACAUUAGCUCCAACCGAUAUUUCGGAGAACAAGACGACAUUGAAGAACCCACCUCUGAGCACAAUGACCUUUUUUCUUCCCUUCCACAACCUCUCUCAACUUUGCAUCACCAUUACCAAGCUGCUUCUAGGUCCGCUUCCAUGAUAACGAACCAUCAAACACCUUCCAUGUUCCACUGUGAUGGUGGCCUUGAAACCGAUGACCAUCCUCAUCAUGGACAUACAUUCAAAAUUUUAAUAAGUGGUGGAGGUUUUGCUGGACUCGUUGCCGCCUACUAUUUGUUAAAUCAUACCAAUCAAUUUGCAACGAACUAUCAUGGUAAUUUACCAAUUGAAAUUACUAUUGUAGAAAAAGCUUCCAUGUAUAGACAAGUGGGUGCUGUUAUCACACUGGAAGGAGACCAAGUGUUGCGUACUUUGAAGGAAAUGAAUAUCGAAGAAGAAUUGAGUAGCAUUGAGAUUCCAAGAACAAAACAACAUUUUUUCACACAUAAUGGUCGUCAUGUGAGAAGUUUUGAUGAGAGUUCAGUUUCAAAAUAUAAGGAAGAGGGAAGAAGAUAUGAAAGGCACAAAUUCCAUGAAAUUUUGAUGAAAAGAAUCAAACCGAUGAUUGUCAGACGAGACGGAAAUGUCACAGUUUUAACAAAUGUUGGUGGAAAUGGAGCAGACUCGAAUCAUGAAAAUUAUGAUGAUAAUCAUUUCCGAAUGAAUCGUGUCAUUUACAGUAUGAGACCAAGUUUGUUUAAUAAGGACAAGAUUGAGGUUACUCUAAUGAGAAAAACUGAUUGGUUGCAUUUACAAAAUCAGAAAGAAACUCAGACAUUAAGAAAAACACAAAUCCCAAGAAAAGCGCUCGAUUGCAGUAACUUGGAUGAGAAAAAGGAAACUCCAAUGAACAGACUAUCCAAGCUUCAAAAGAGAAAAUCUACAGGAUCUUCAGGAGAUUUACAACAAUUAGAAGAAGCAGCAAUUGAAAAAGAAAAACAACAAACGACACCUGUGGGAAAAGAAUCUCCUGGAUGGAGAAGAUUUUUCCAAAAAAAGGAAAUUCUUGCUCAAUCACCUGCUACAACAAGGAAAGAAACACCAUGUUCUUCGCCUUCUUCUGUCACAACACACACGAAUAGAACCAAUUCAUCAGAAAGCCCCUUACAAGUGAGAGAUAGAAGCACUUCAAUGAGAGACCUUUUCAUUACUUUUAAUGAUGGUGAAGAUUUUGAAAACGCAGUGUAUCAAACGAUGGAAGACCGUAAACUUUAUAAUAUUGAAAAAGAAGAAUUCGAUUUGGUCAUUGGAGCUGAUGGAAUUCACAGUCAAACAAGAGCACUAAUAUUUGGUGAUGAAAGUAACUUUAAACACUUUUUAGGAGUUGGAUACUUUUGUUUUAUUGUAGACUUGGUACUUUGUGAAGACGAUAUGCAAAAGAUCAGUGAAAAAUAUUGGAGUAAUGUUUAUGGAGAUGCUAAGAAACUGUCGUCAACAGAGUCUUUUGAUCCAGCACAAAUUAACUCCAUUCCUGGUUUGGAAUCAUUGACGCCCGAACGAUUGUCACGUAUGUUAGAAGCCUCAAAAAAGAUUGCUGAGCAUGUUAAAGAUACUGAAUCAGCGUCAGUUCUUCUCACUAACGGAAGAUAUCUUAAUGUAUUAAGAUAUGGAUCAAAGAUAGCUGUCACAUGUGUAAAUAGAGAACCCUCAGAGGAAGAAAUGGAAAAGGACAGCCAAGUGUACAGUGUUGGAAUUAACAAGUCCUUUGUAGAUGAAUCUCAACAAGAGAAGAGAAUGACAGUCUCCAUGAAUGAUUUGGGAAAGCAUGAAAAACAUGAAUCUAUUCCUGAAAAACUCAGAAAGCGGUUCUCUCUGUUUAAAAAGACGACUCCAGAAACCCAUUCAAAACAUGAUACCUCCAACCAUAAUCCAUCCAUCACAAAUCAAUUUUAUUCUUUUGAUGCUAGCAAAAUGCAUGAUUACCAUUUUGACAACACUCUUACUCACGAUAGUUCUAGUUCAAGCUUACACACCAGUAGUGGUGACAGCACUGAGACAGAUCAUGAAGAAGAAAUGUAUGAGGAGGAUGAAGAAAUUGCUGAAGCAUUUAUGGAAAUGGUGAAUGAAUCUGUUGCUGCAAAACAAAGCAUGACACCAAAUACUGAUAACACUGUAGAUGCUACUACUCAACAUCAACUCUCAUCUACCGAACACUUCAAAGAGGUUGAAUGUUCAGCAACGUCCAAUGAAUCAACGUCUAAAAAGAAAAAACAAGACAAAUCUCAUCACUCAAAGACGUUCUUUAUUUCAGCAGAGAAACGCAAAACCUUUUUAAAAGAAAAGUUUAAGGAUUGUGAAUUUCUCUUCCAUGAUAUCAUGGAGCUCGUUCUUGACAGUCGAACUAUUUAUUAUGACGAUUUAGCUCAAAUUAGAAAUCUUGACAAGUGGCAUAAGGGAAGAUGUGUACUCGUUGGUGAUGCCUGCCAAGCAUUGACACCGUUGAGUGGUAAAGGAGGUGCUCUUGCCAUUAUCGCAGCCAAAAAGUUGGGCCAAGAGUUGAGAACAGCCUUAGAAAUUCAUGCAUCCAAAGAAGGUGAAGAAAAUUUACAUACCAUUCCAUUGGAAAGGAGUGUUUUCUUUGGUAGUUGUUUGGAAACUGCGUUCAAUAAUUAUCAAUCAGCCAUGCAAGAAAGAAUCAAACAAGUUCAAAAGAAAACAGUGUGGGAAGGUGUGGAUGUGUUUUUAGCAAAAUCAAGUGUGAAAAGAAUGGUUCGAGAUGGAGCGUUGAGAUUUUUACCAAAGAGCGUCUUGUUGAAAAUGACAAAGAAAGAGGAAGAGAGUUAUUAA